UCCUGCCUUCCUCAGACGGAGUUAAAAUAGUUUCAGGAAACUUUGAUGAACUUUUCUCCGAUGUUUCCGUAAAAACUGCGAAGCUUCGCACCGCGGGCCGCCCACGCAGAGGAGCCGCGGGCCGGAGGGGAGCCGCGGGGCGACAUGUCGAAGAGAUCCGGAGCCGUCUGGAUGUGACUGGUAGGAUGGAGGGAGAGAAAGAGACGUCUGAGGAGAAGGAGGAAGAAGAGGAGGGGGAGGAGAAGGAGCUUCAUUAUGAUCACCUCGCAGAGGCGUCCUCUGUGGACUACCAGGACCGUCCCAUCAUGCACUGGGAGGAGCUGAGCCAGCGCAUAGCUGAGUUGGAGAAGCAGGAGCAGGAGCGCAGGGAAAGGUCAAAGAGGGGGGUGGGGCUGAGGAUGGAGGGGGGUCCAGGUGGAGUGUGGAGUGACGUCUGGGAGGAAGAUGGGGAAGACUUCCGGAAGUGUCGAGUGGCACGAUUUCACAACCACAGAAACCUGCAGCUGUGCUUCAUCAACAACAGCGACAGUGAAGAGGAGGAGGAGGAGGGAGCCAAUAAAAAGGCUACAAAGGGAACAGGGCGCAAUGGUUGCCAUGCUGCCGGGCUGAAACAGGAAGUGGCCACCGCUCUGAGGACGCUGAGAGACAAACUGCUGGCUGAACAAAAGGAGAAGGAGCGUCUGGCCGGCACCAGCUGCGUGGCCCAGCGGAAACAUCUGGAGUGCUGGGAGCUGCAGCAGCGUUCACUGCAGCAGCUAAGCAGCUUGAGAACGUCUCUGGAACAGGACGUUCACGCUCUGAGCUCCGAGCUGGUGGCCCACCUCCUGGUGCGAGACCAGCUGAGGACGAAGCAGGACGCCAUGCUGCUGGACGUCCAGGACCUGACCUAAGACCAGAACCACACGGCGGACGGACGCUCCGCACAGUCUCUGCAGAGCGCUUCUUCUUUUGGCCUCUCUGGGACCAGGAUGGGCCGGUUAAUCAAAACCGACCAAUCAGCAGCAUCCAGAGAAACAACAGGGACAUAAUACUGGAGGAUCGGGUUCAAUGGGAACAGAAGGUCGGCCUUUACACAAAAGAAGGAAGGUUCAUGUGCGACUUGGUACCUCACAGGGGAGUCACGACAAGUUUGACGGCUGUUUUUGGAAGUCGGACCCAUUUGUCAACACGUCCAACAGUGUAAAGGCAGCCCAGACGACGAGAUCUUUAAAACAUUCAAAAUAACAGCUAAUGCAGAUCUCUGGCUUUGGCACGAUUGCUUACAAGCUGCUCAGGAUCUGUGAUUUCACGUUUUUACUGUGUCUGGAAACGAAGGUGGAGGAAACAGGCGGGUUCAUCAGACAUGUGGGAUUAUGGGUUAGUAGACUGGGAGGCCAGUUCUGAUGGUUAAAUGGGAGCUGAUAUGUUUGUUUCCAGCUCUCUGUUUUUAGAGUAGCCUUGAAUGAAUCAGUUAAUUAUAAUCCUUAUUCAUCUCAUACGAGCCCCUCAUAUGUCGUCCCCCCCGAGUUCAUCCUCUUACCCAAUCAUUAAAGCUCCUCUCUUUAAGGCCCCCCUCCCUAAAAGCCCACUUUCUUCUGAUUGCUCAUCUCAUGGAUGUGAAAAUCAUGUGAUACACAAUAAGCCAAAGCAUAAUGAGUCCCCUUUAUGGAACCUGCAUGUAAUCUUCUUGCAUGGGUUUUCAGCAGGUGAGAUCUUAAAAAGGAAGCCAGCGUUUUUCUUAGUGAGUGUCAAACUUCACAAAGUUUGAAUUCAAACACUUUUUGCUGCAUGACAAAGAUCGUUUACUGGACCAUCUGCACCACAGAUUCAUAUAUGACCCUGUCUCCUAAAAAUGACACGUACAUACUGCUAACUUGUAAAUUAGGCAGAAGUUUUAGCUCAUUUUUAAUAUUUUUGCAAGAAAAAAAAAUCAGCCGGAUUGUUCGACUGAUUUGAACCACAUGUGAAGUCUGUAAAAAGCUGUUUUUAAAAAAUACUUUUGCUCCCUAAUUUUAAGCCAUCAUGCUCACAGCGUAGCUGUGUUAUUAUCCUCACUCCGUCCACCAAGAGGAGUUCUGUUGAGACUUCGUGUUCUCCAGAGGAAUAUGUUAAAGCUACAGGAUGGACUGCCAUGAAAUGUGGGACAUAUUGAUGGUUACCAAACCAAAAGGAAAAAUUUAUAUUCCUCCAUCAGUUGGUGAAUGGUUGUUGGAAGUUGUCACUGGGUAAAAUGGGUUGCAAAGAUGGUGCUGCACCACAAAUCCUCCUCGUUGAUUGCUUUGGUUGACAGCAGAUUGCCAAGUUUGCCCACAGUUUGCAUUGAAGACAACAACUGCCAUCUGAGCGGCAGGGAAAAAGUGCAACGCAAACCGGAAAUGCCUUCAAAAUAAAAGUUGUGCUUUACUGCUGAGACCAACAGAUUUCAAAAGGUGCAACUUUUACUUUGAAGGCAAUAGGUUUCUUUACCAUUCAGCUUGUUGUUGGUGAGUAUUCACAGACAGAGAAGUUGGCCUCUUCCAUACAAACUACUGCUAGCAACCUGCUAGCAACCAAAACAAUCACAGAGGUUUUUGGUGCUGCACCUUCUUCCUCAUUGCAACUGAAUUCACCUAGCAACUUCCAGCAACCGCUCACUAACCAGUUGGGUGAAACACAUUUUUACCAGAAACCGGUGGUUGUCAGGUGGUCUCUAGGCAUGUCCGACUGGGGCUCUAAAUAUUACUUGGUUAAGUUUAGAAGAAGUGUGUUAAUUCCUGCCGAUCGAUCAGCAGCAAAGUUAAACCGAUCAAGCUAUUUGACUCCUGACAGUACGUUUAGAUUUGGGAGGUUUGGGAUCAAAUUUCAUUAAAAAUCAUAUCUUCACAUAUUUCCAACAUAUCCAACUCAGUGAUUUUGAGUUGUGGCGAGACUAAUUAAAUGUAUUCAACAAAAGGGAUUUAACUGCUUGGACUGUUGCAAAUCUAACUUAUCUUAUUUAAGUUUUAUUUUAUUAAUUACUGUAAUACUUUUACCUGUUACUAUAAAAAGGGAACAGUACACAUAUAUAGCAUGUGGAGCAAAAGAGCUUAAAUGAUCUCUUGAUUUGUGGACAUUAUAUUCAGCUGUUGUUUUUUAAAUAAAAGGGGAAUUUCACCAAAACUGAAUGUACUGUCGUCACAUUACAGCAAAAAACAACUAAAAAUAACUUAUCAGUGGUGAAAUUCCUCUUUAACUGAUGCUAAACUCUUCAGGUACCGUCGGUGAUUGUGCUAUCAUUGUUUACUUUAAUGUAAGGGAAUAAUCCACUUAAUUUAGCCAACUAUGUACCAUGAUUGCUGCCUUACUUUGAUUUUCCUCCUUAAAACUUGAUGUCAUCUCUUAACGUCAUAUAGUUUUAAUAACACCCUGAAUAUGUUUUCAUCUGACUGCAGCAGUUUAUCUUUCAUUUAUACACUAGUCAAGGAUAUUUAGGAUUGUGCUCCAGUACCUGUGAUGAGAAGCUGAAUGUCAUUUACAUUGAAAGCAAUAUACUGUAAAGGGAAAUUUGCUUUCUCAUUUACAAUUAAAUAUUUAAAGUCACACUGAAAUGAUGCUGUUUUGAGUUUAUGGAAGCAAAAAUGUAUAAAGUGAAGUGUUUCCCCAUGAAGCACCCUUCUUAGCAGGUUAUAACACUGAUAUAAGACUGUUUAUCAUUUCACUGUGACUUUCAGAAUAUUUAGAGAAGUA
This is a messenger RNA of Archocentrus centrarchus (flier cichlid), 3684 nucleotides long. Its product is annotated as schwannomin-interacting protein 1. Gene Ontology annotation, biological process: positive regulation of hippo signaling. Gene Ontology annotation, cellular component: plasma membrane; cell junction. Lineage: Eukaryota; Metazoa; Chordata; Actinopteri; Cichliformes; Cichlidae. The transcript has 7 exons. The coding region runs from base 186 to 890 and encodes 234 amino acids. The record is from RefSeq and is a predicted model, not a curated record.